UGCAAAUGCAGUGGUAAAUCAGUAAUGAAUAAUGGGAAAUCAGUAAUGAAGUGCAAUGAGAUAACAGAAGAUCAAAGAACAGAAAUUUUUACAAGAUUUUGGAAUUUUUUGUGGAACGAAAAACAAUUGUUUCUAAGGACGCUGGUUGAAAAGAAAAGUACUUCAAGAGCUAGGGAUCGAAAAAAAGAGAACGAGUCAAGAAGGGAAUUUUCCUAUAUAUAUUUUCUUCAAACAACAUCCAAGAUAAGAGUGUGCAAAACAAUGUUUUGCAAUACUCUUUCAGUUGCACCAAGAACUGUUGCACAUUGGUUGAUUGAAAAAAAUAAAUCACAACACACUGCAAAUGAUUUGGUGGAUGAUGACCUUAAUGAUACGCGUGAUAAUAAUUCCUCCCAAAUAGUUAUUCCUAGAAAAGCGAAAAUCGACAAACAAAAAGAAAAUUUGUGCAAUUUCUUUACAGUUCUUCCAAAACUAGAGUCACAUUAUUGUCGAAAGAGCACAAAGAAAUUAUACCUUGAAAGAUCUUGGCAAACAAAAAUGGAAUUACCUAUACCGGUUUUAUAAGAAUGACUGGUGUACAAAAAACGAUUCACAACCGCUAUCUAUUGCAGCAUUUAAUAACAGUUUCGACGAUUUUAAUUUAGCACUUUUUUCACCUAAAAAGGACGAAUGUGAUACGUGUGUGGGUUACAAGACUGGUAAUAUUGACGAAGCUACCUAUCAAGAACAUCAGAAGAAAAAGGAGGAGGCACGAAAGGAAAAAGAGGUUGACAAAACAAAAGAAGAUGUAGAAGUUUUUU
Diabrotica virgifera virgifera (western corn rootworm) is the source of this 800-nucleotide messenger RNA. RefSeq lists its product as uncharacterized. The record is from RefSeq and is a predicted model, not a curated record. The transcript has a single exon. Lineage: Eukaryota; Metazoa; Arthropoda; Insecta; Coleoptera; Chrysomelidae. Bases 25 to 564 code for a protein of 179 amino acids.